Molecule: messenger RNA, 4260 nt
Organism: Lodderomyces elongisporus
Lineage: Eukaryota; Fungi; Ascomycota; Pichiomycetes; Serinales; Debaryomycetaceae
Product: tRNA (guanosine(18)-2'-O)-methyltransferase
Exons: 1
Coding region: 1-4260 (1419 amino acids)
Biological process (GO): tRNA methylation
Molecular function (GO): RNA binding; tRNA (guanine) methyltransferase activity
Source: RefSeq, a predicted model, not a curated record
AUGGACACUUUGGCUUUAAUUGGCAGGUUUCUUGAUGAUGACAAGCAGAAUGAGUUAUUAGAAAAAUAUGCGUCGAGACUUGAGGAGUCAAAUGAAAAUGUGGACAAUUUAGCCGACUUGUUGACGAUCAUUAAGAUUAAAGAUGAUCACCAUGUAAUUACCACCAUUCAGCUGUUCAUCAAUCGGCAUAUACUUGACAAAAGCUAUAAUGCUGCAAUUGCCAAAUUGGUCCAAACGGUGCCAACCUUGCAAUCCAGUAUUUUUGACCACGUCACAUCACUUAUAACCAGCUUUAUCAGUCGUAACAAAAAUUUCUUUAAUCCUUCUUUUUACCAACUAUUCUCUUUCACAAAGCCUACUACGGAAAAGGAGGAAAUUGCAGAAGAAGAGCUAUUGGCAAUACUUGAUUUGGUGGAUUUAAUAUGCCAGACUAACUCGUCAGAAACAACAACAUUAGCAUCAAAUACUUGUCCCAAAUCUACUCAACUUGACACUUUACUUUUGAUUCUCUUGGGAAUAGAUGACCAAACAAUUGCCGAGACUGCCUCCAAAAUAUUCAAAUGGAGAAUCACCGCAUUGAGUGCUGAUGACUCAAAGUUCGACAUCACAUGGAAAGUGGUUUUCGCUUUGCAAAGCUCUUCACUGAAAAUAUUCCACACACAACAAGCCUACAUUUUAUGGCUCCGAUACUUGAACAAUAGCGCAAGUAAUAUUGCAUCAAACAAACAGUUUGCAGAACUCAUACAAAAUGAUUACUAUUGGUCAGCCAUCCAGAUUGGGCUUACCAGUAACCUGCACGAACAUAGAAAAUACUCACUCUCAAUCUUGACCAUGAGCAUCAAGUCAAUUAACUUGGACUUUGAAAACAAGUUUGUGAAAUGGGAUACGAAGGAGCAAGACCUUUACCUUAAUGAGUGGGCAAGGUAUAUCACCUUGUAUGAGAUUAUAGCAGUCGAUACUUCUUUGCACCAGGCAGAGGCUGGUAUCAAUGACAUGACUGCAUUAAUCUCAUCAAACUCAAGGAUUUUCUCAUCUUGGGGGUGGGCCCUCUUGUCCACUGGGUUUAAAGCUACUAUUGACUCGGUGCGUAAAUUUACAAUGAGAUUGUUGCUCUCCAUUCCUUUGGAAAACUUGUACUUGAUUAAAUCGGCAUUGCCGAUUUUGGAAAAAGAUAUCUUGCCAAAUUUGAUGACAGCUAGUCAUUUACACGUGAAAACAAUUGAUGGUGUAGUAAACUGUGCAUAUGUUGAGAAAUUGCAGAGCUUUAUCAUGCACAUGUUUCAAAAUUUAAAAGAUCCCAACGAUGUUCAAAACGUUGCCAAAUCUGUGCUCAAGGUUCUCGUUGACUUGAAAGAUGGAUUCGCCCCUUCAAGAAUACUCGUUUUACAAGGAAUGUUGCAAGGUUUAGGAGAGAACAGAAAACUCUUGCAAUAUGGUGGUGUUCAUGAUACUUUACUUUUGGAAUUAUUUGAUAAGACGGCUGAAGAUGAAUUUCAUGAGAGUUAUUGUCAGGCACUAAACUUGCGACUCUUGUUGCACUUUGAACCAAAUUCAAAAAAGUUCUUUGAACUUUUGGCAAAAUUCGUCAAGUACAAUGGAUAUGCAACAUUAAGGAGAGAUUGGAGUUUGGUUCUGGAUUACGUUACAGAAUUGCAAAAUGAUGGAUGUGGAGUAAUCGAUAUUACUGAUAUAGAUCAACAGGUGUUGCAAAUUUGCUUUUCAAGAAACAAUAACGUCCUCAAUACCACCAAUGACUUGUUACAGGCAAAACUUCUUGAAGCUGGAUAUUUGCAAAUGUCUUGUGAGAAUUUGGCCAAUUUGCCAUUACUGGACAAUAUUGAGGUUAUAGAAGCACUUGAUCGUAUUGAGUUCAAAUCUGGUAUUGAUAUCUCGUCAUCUAUUAUGACCCAGUUGUGGCGCAAAAUAGAAAUGGAGCUCCAGUCAGCAGAUAUCGAAGUCUUGAAAGAUUCUGUUGCAAAAUUCAAGCUUUUCAACAAACUUUUUGCAAACUCAAACUAUGUUUUUGAAAAUCCCUUGGAAGUGUUCAAUUUCAAAAAUGAAUUGCUAUUGAAUGAGAAAGAAGCAUCGAAAAGAGAUCGGUUCUUUUACAAAUUGAAAGAUGCAAUCGAAGGUGAAUACUUGACGUGUUUAUCUACUUCAUAUUGUAAGCAACCAAUUGAUUUCCAAAAUUUGCUUGGUAUUUUUAGUUCCAGUAUCUUGAGUCUUGAUGGAAGAUGUUCAAUGAUCAAAGCGAUAAUCAAUUACUUGCAAUCUAACCCUGAACCAGCUUUGGUCUCUGACAUCGUUGCGUUCUUGAUUGAAGUAUGGUCUCAGUUAGCGUCUCAACGGUUGAACUUAAUUGAUCGGAAAUUACACCUCCUUGUCAUCGAAGCUAUGCUUCAUGAAAGAAUUGUUUAUGAAACCAGAGAAGAAAAAGAGAGAGACUUUGACGACGAAGACGACAACAACGACAACGACAACGACAACGACAACGACAACGACAACGGCAAUUACAACGAUUACGGACAAGAUUUGCGAAAUUUUUGCAUUUCAGUCUUGGAAAAUUCCAAAACAAGAAGAACAUUAUUACCUGCUUUGGCGUCUUGUCUUUCUAAACUCCACAUUUCAAACACGAACAAGUUUGAAAGUUUGGAUUGGAUGCCAGAAGUUCUUGUCAAAAUGUAUUUGGUUUACCAACCUAAAAAUGCCCAUUUCAAUUUGGUUAACGUAUUAGCUGAAAAGUUUGAUAAAGAAAUUGCGGUAAAUAAAGAAAGUUCAGACAUUUAUAAAAGAGUCUUUGGUGUCCAUGAAAUUAGUGCUCGAAUUGAUACUAUUGUAUUGUUCAAUUCCAUUAACAAUAAGGACUUUGCACAAAAGAUUUAUGCCUUCAUUAUUGAAAAUGAAAAAGAAUUUCAUCUUUUCAAUGCACUUAAGCGCACCGAUGCUUAUGAAGAAUGGAAUAGAAUUCAACUUUAUUCUAUAAUUCUUUCCAUUGUUGAUCAAAUAGACAUUGAUUUCAACCUUUUCAUUACCAGGGUUGCCACUGACCCUAGUCCGUUGGUUAGACUGUAUAUCGAAUGGAUCAUUGCUUACAAGAUGUUGCAGAAUCCUACACUCUCGGACGAAAUGUUUAACGAGUUGACUGAGAAUUACAAGGAUAUCAAACCAACAGUUUGUUUAUCGUACAAGCGGAUAUUAUUCCUUAUGAUUGCCCAAUUGGAGAGGGAUACGGAAGUGGACUAUUUAUCAAAGUAUAUCAACGUGAUAAUUGCUGGAGCAACUGCGCAAAAGAGAUUAAUUAGACAUUUUUCACUAUCGAUGAUUAUAUCAAUUUGGAAUGAAAUUGAAAGAAAGGACUUGCUGUCAAUGUCACUGCUGGAACAAAAACUGCUUGAUCCACGUCUCAAACAAUUGGUUUACACGCUCUAUCAAACUGCUGUGAAUUCUGAAAUCUUUACCCUGUACAGAAGUGGUGACGAUCUCAUAUGGGACAUUAAACGCGACUUGAAUUUGACUUAUAUUGCUGGAGGAAACUUGCUAAGAUUGACUGAUCGCGAUGAUAUGGACUUUAUCACAAAGGAGCAGUUUGAACAAUACCUUUCGACUGAUCAAAAAGAAAUAUUGAGACGGCCAAUUGGAGAGACUCAAGACAUCAACAAACUCCGAGAAACUUACAAAAGACACAUCAUUACACCAGAGCAGGUAGUAGAGCAGGCAUCGCCAUUGCAGACCAAGAGUGGUGCUUGGAAUUCAGUUAUGAAUAUCGAUAAUCCCAGAUCUGCAAAAGACCUAAGCAGAAGCGACUUGAUAGUUGUGGCUUCGUUAGUUGAUAAGCCACCUAAUUUGGGUGGUAUAUGUCGUCUUAGUGAUGUGCUAGGUGUAGGUUUGCUAACUAUUCACGAUAUGGAGGUGGCAAAACACCCUCAGUUCAAAAAUGUUGCAGUUACAGCUGACCAAUGGAUGCCGAUGCAUGAAGUCAAACCGGAAGAGAUUAAAAACUAUUUACUUGAAAAGAAAAGAGAUGGGUAUACGCUUAUUGGAUUAGAACAAACUGACAAAUCUGUACAAUUAAACAAAAAUCUUGAAUUUGCCAAAAAGUCUUUAAUCUUGUUGGGAAAAGAAAAAGAAGGUAUUCCAGGAGAGUUGCUUGCUGAAUUGGACUUUUGCGUCGAGAUCAAGCAAGUUGGUAUUAUACGUUCGAUGAAUAUCCAAACUGCUGCAGCCAUUAUAGUGCAUGCCUACUCUUCUCAGCAUUGUUAG